Zasmidium cellare ATCC 36951 is the source of this 1296-nucleotide messenger RNA. RefSeq lists its product as uncharacterized. NCBI's taxonomy places the organism in Eukaryota, Fungi, Ascomycota, Dothideomycetes, Mycosphaerellales, Mycosphaerellaceae. The record is from RefSeq and is a predicted model, not a curated record. The transcript is spliced from 5 exons. Gene Ontology annotation, biological process: transmembrane transport. Bases 1 to 1296 code for a protein of 431 amino acids. Gene Ontology annotation, molecular function: transmembrane transporter activity. Gene Ontology annotation, cellular component: fungal-type vacuole membrane.
AUGGACAAAACGGAUGAGCCCCUCGCCGAAACACCAUCUAGUCAAGACAAAGAAGGCUCAGAUGGCAAAGAUUCGGUCCAAGCACCCGUCACUCCUCCCUCGUUCCCAGAAGGAGGUACAAAAGCAUGGCUGGUGGCAACAGGACACACGAUGACCAUGUUCACGACUUGGGGAUACCUCUACGCUUUCGGUGUAUAUCAGACAUACUACGAGACGCACCAGCUUCGAGACCACUCUCCUUCGGACAUCGCGUGGAUCGGUUCUCUGCAGUUCUUCUUCAUGUGUCUUGGCAUGUUAUUCGGCGGCGCGCUCUUCGAUCGAUUUGGCGGGACAAUCAUACUCCUGCCGGCUGUUUUGGUCUAUGUGUUUUCCAUCAUGAUGACAAGCAUCUGUCUUAAACUAUGGGAGUUCAUCCUGGCUCAAGGCUUGCUAGGAGGGAUUGGCUUAGGACUCCUCCUGGGGCCGUCAAGCGCCGCCACUCCGCAGUACUUCAACAAGAAGCGAGGUGCAGCAAUGGGCCUCGCCCUCACGGGCUCCAGCGUCGACGGCGUCGUCUUCCCCAUCGCCCUCGAACGAAUGCUACAAAACACGAACCUGGGCUUCGGCUGGUCAGUGCGAAUCUGUGGUUUCAUCAUCUUAGGCUUGAUGGUCCCGUCGAGCCUCGUGAUCCAACCACGUCUACCGCCACGAAAGAGAAAGUUCUUCCUGCCCAGGGCAUUCUUGGAGAUACCGUAUGCCUGGAUUUUGUUCGCGUGCUUCUGCAUCUUCAUGGCAAUCUUCACGCCGCCGAUAUUUCUGCCGACGUUCGCUGUGCAGAAUGGCAUGAGUGUGGAGUUGGCGAACUAUCUCAUUGCGAUAUUGAAUGCUGCCAGCUGGCCGAGUCGUCUCCUGUGCGGCGUAUUGGCUGACAAGUUUGGAGCGCUUAACACUCUUACCUUCGUUAGUCUGGGUACAGGAAUCACUCUACUCUGCUGGCAGGUGGUCCACAGCCAUGCAGGCAUCAUCGUCUUCUCGGCAAUGUUCGGUCUCAUUUCAGGGGGUGUCCUGACUGCCGGCAUGGUUGCGUUCGCCUCGAUGCCCAGCAAUCCGCAGAACAUUGGAACCUACAUCGGCAUGGCGUUUGGAGUAGGAGGAAUCGCUACUCUCAUCGCGCCUCCGAUAGACGGCGCGCUGAUUGCGAGUUACCAUGGCUUCGUGCAAGUGUCUAUCUUAAGUGGAGUCUUUUGCCUUGCUGGAGCUGUCUGCGCACUUCUCUCGAAGUUGACGAAAGGUAUAGGAUUGCUAGCAAAGGGAUAG